UAAAAUGUCUAAAGUCCAAAGGCUGAGAGCUUUGGUGGAGGAGCGGCUGACUGCGGCUGCUGAAGACAUAUAUGUGCUGUUUGAAACAAUCAUAGCCGAGUAUGAGGAGGAACUGUGUCGCUCCAAACAGGAGAACGAGAGGAACCAACGGCUCCUGGACUCGACUCUGAGCGCUCUGAGCCCCAGAGUCGUGCUGACCAGAGCCGGUGUCCACAUGUCCUCUCUGAGUCCUGGUCUCACUCUGAAACAGGAAAUCCCAGAGACUCCACAGAUUAAAGAGGAGCCAGAAGAACAGCACGACAAACAGGAGGAAGAGGAGCUGCAAGUGUCUGUCCCUGAGUCCAAUGAUGGCUGUGUGAAGACAGAAGAGUCCUCACUGCUUCAACGAAAAGAAAGUGAUCACAGAGAGGACGUCAACUCAGAGACACAUGUCCACAGAGAGGACACACAGGGAGAGGACAUCAGCUCAGAGACACAUGUCCACAGAGAGGACACGCAGGGAGAGGACAUCAGCUCAGAGACACAUACUGAGGGAGACACGGAGCACUCUUCUGACACUGACAGUGAUGAAGACUGGAGAGCUCCAAUCGGCUCUUCAGCUGCACAGAUGGAGACAGAGGCAGAUGGAGACCACUACAACCAAGUCCAGAGCAGAGACAAAAGCACCACUGCACCAAACUCAAGUCUAUCCCCCAAACACAAGUCUGCACCAGAGACCAGAGCCACUGUGGACAAUGGGGACGUGUCAGGAACAGCCAAACGAGCAGCAGGGAAGAAACACCAGUGCUUACUCAGUGCGAACUCUGGGCACAGAGAGCAGGAACAAGUCCUGAGAGCGCAGACUGUGAGCAGUACUACGCUUGACUUCUAUGAGCUGCUGAAUCAGCUCCACAACCCUGGCAUCGAACCUACCGUCUUUGUCAUCCUCCGUCCUUAG
Periophthalmus magnuspinnatus is the source of this 937-nucleotide messenger RNA. Its product is annotated as protein starmaker-like. The transcript is spliced from 6 exons. Lineage: Eukaryota; Metazoa; Chordata; Actinopteri; Gobiiformes; Gobiidae. The record is from RefSeq and is a predicted model, not a curated record. Bases 5 to 937 code for a protein of 310 amino acids.